AUGCGAAUUCUUCACAUGAACAAAGGAGACGGUGAAACGAGUUAUGCCAAGAACUCCACCGUUCAGAGCAACAUAAUAUCUCUAGGCAGAAGAGUAAUGGACGAAGCCUUGAAGAAGCUAAUGAUAAGCAAUUCGGAAAUUUCGAGCAUUGGAAUCGCCGACCUAGGUUGCUCCUCCGGUCCCAACAGUCUCUUGUCCAUCUCCAACAUCGUUGACACAAUCCACAACUUGUGUCCUGAUCUCGAUCGUCCACUCCCUGAGCUCAGAGUCUCUCUCAACGACCUCCCUAGCAAUGACUUUAACUACAUAUUUGCUUCUUUGCCGGAGUUUUAUGACCGGCUUAAUAAGAGAGAGAAGGACGGUUUAGGCUUCGAUCGCAGAGGAGGAGAAUCGUGUUUUGUGUCGGCGGUCCCUGGCUCUUUCUACGGACGUUUGUUUCCUCGCCGGAGCCUUCACUUUGUUCACUCUUCUUCAAGUUUACAUUGGUUGUCUCAGGUUCCAUGUGGUGAUGUGGAGAAGGAAGAUGGGGUGGCCAUAACUGCUGAUUUAGACAACAGAGGAAAAAUAUACAUAUCAAAGACAAGUCCUAUGAGUGCACAUAAAGCCUAUGCUCUUCAAUUCCAAACUGAUUUCGCCAUGUUUCUGAGGUCGCGAUCUGAAGAGUUGGUCCAUGGAGGCCGCAUGGUUUUAUCGUUCCUCGGUAGAAGCACGCCGGAUCCUACAACCGAAGAGAGUUGCUAUCAAUGGGAACUCCUAGCUCAAGCUCUUAUGUCCAUGGCAAAUGAGGGUAGCAUCGAAAAAGAGAAGAUAGAUGCAUUCAACGCUCCUUACUAUGCUGCGAGCUCUGAAGAGCUGAAAAUGGUUAUAGAGAAAGAGGGUUCUUUUUCGAUCGAUCGACUUGAGAUAAGUGCGGUUGAUUGGGAAGGUGGGAGUAUCGGUGAUGAGAGUUAUGAACUACUACGAUCCAAACCUGAAGCCCUAGCUAGUGGACGAAGAGUGGCUAGUACCAUACGAGCCGUGGUUGAGUCGAUGCUAGAGCCUACGUUCGGUGAAAGUGUGAUGGACGAGCUAUUUGAAAGGUAUGCAAAGAUUGUGGGAGAGUACUUCUAUGAGAGUUCGCCUCGAUACGCCAUUUUUAACGUUUCACUCGUUAGAACGGGUUGA
Molecule: messenger RNA, 1164 nt
Organism: Arabis nemorensis
Lineage: Eukaryota; Viridiplantae; Streptophyta; Magnoliopsida; Brassicales; Brassicaceae
Source: the annotation of a GenBank genome assembly